AUGAAUGACGAGGAGGAUUAUGAUCCUCGCUGUCCUGUCGUACCUUUUACGGCCGCACAGAAGGUGAAGUGGAGAAGGGAAUGGAGAUCAGCACUAAUAGUGCAAGGGCUAGGGAGGAAGGUUGCCUACGUACCCUUAGCGAGGCGGCUGAAUUUUCUAUGGGCUCGGCAUGGAGAGAUCCAGAUCUCUGACAUGAACAAUGGGUGCUUCCUGGUGAGGUUUCGGAACCAGAAAGACUAUGAACUUGCGAUUGAGAAAGGGCCAUGGUUGCUGAGUGAAACGUACCUUACCGUCAACCGUUGGUUCAAGGGUUUUAACCCGUGGAAGGCAACGGUGAAGUCAACGAUCGUGUGGGUGCAACUACCUGACCUCCCUAUUGAGUUUUUUAAUGUUGAAGCGGUGACUAUGAUUGCUGAACUAAUUGGAAAACCUAUUAGGGUAGAUCGCGCAACGGAGCUGGGGGCGCGAGGUAAUUAUGCUCGUGUUAGCGUUGAAGUGGACCUCACCAAGCCUCUUCUGUCGAAGUAUAAGGUAGAGGGAGUGACCUACAUAAUCCAAUAUGAAGGUCUAGAAGAUAUUUGUGGAGAGUGCGGCAUGUACGGGCAGCGAUCAAACAAAUGCAGCUGUAAACAGAUGGGUGAGGAGUCAGUUGACGCUUUGCCGGUAACACCUCGAGCAGCCCCAACGGUCUCCCAAACUGAGGGGCGGACAUACGGGGAGUGGAUGUCAGUCAAGAAAAAGGCGGCCUGGUCAAAGCGGCGACCGGAAAACAAUGGGAGGAUGAGUCCGAUGAGAGGCGGAGAACCAAAAGAAAAUCGUUUUGCUGUGUUAGGUGAGGAGGUCGAGAAGGUGACUACGGGAAGAGGCUUGCAGGUAGGGGAUGCAGAGAAGGCUGUACACGGAAAUUUGAAUGGUCGAUCAAAAGAAGGUGUAACUGAUAGUAAUGGAAGGGAAGCUACGCCGGUAAAGGAGCAGACCUCGGCUGGUAAAGGGGGGGCCAGAACUAAUCCCUCGGUCUAUCCUGCGGCGAAGGAGAGGGUGCAGGGAGAGAAGGGUGGGGAAAGGGCCAAUAUACAUUACCAUAAUGAAAAGAGAAAUGCUGGGGAUGGGACGUCCAGCCAUGCAAGUGAUGGGGCCAAUAGCCACAAGACAAAAAAUGGGGGGUCUAAGACUCCUACAAAAACCAACAACUCUGAUGGUGCGGGGAACCGAUCCACUUCAGGUAAUAAAUGA
Molecule: messenger RNA, 1233 nt
Organism: Linum tenue
Lineage: Eukaryota; Viridiplantae; Streptophyta; Magnoliopsida; Malpighiales; Linaceae
Source: the annotation of a GenBank genome assembly